AUGCUCGAGAAUCAAGAGCUUGGCCCCAGAAACGAAUCGAGCUCGGAAACAAAGCGGUCGGCAGAGCUAACGUCGAGGGAACAGGGCAGCACUGCAAAGCUCAAGUCGCAAGCUCGCGCUCGACUUCCGCCCAGCCAAGAGGUAUGGAAGCGGCAGCGGCAAAUCGCUUCCUGUGAAGACGAGCUCGAACACGCAGUAUUAGGCAGAAAGGACGACGCGCCGGACUGCCGAGCACAACCCGACGAUUGCGAAUCAACCAAGCGUCUCAAAGAGCUCCGAGUCCCGCUAAACGCUUGA
This is a messenger RNA of Ustilaginoidea virens, 297 nucleotides long. RefSeq lists its product as uncharacterized. The transcript has a single exon. The record is from RefSeq and is a predicted model, not a curated record. Lineage: Eukaryota; Fungi; Ascomycota; Sordariomycetes; Hypocreales; Clavicipitaceae. The coding region runs from base 1 to 297 and encodes 98 amino acids.